AUGUCGCCCACAUACACCAUGUCGGCACACCUGUGCAAGGAGAUCUACAAGUCCUUCCAGACGCGCCAGAUCUCGCCCGAGCCCGCGAACAACAACACCACCACCUACACAUCGUCGCCAUUCCCGCGCCGCUCGCCCUCGCCCGAGAAGCGCUCCAUGGACAGCGAUCGCAGCGACUCGAGCCCCGCCUCUCCUCCUCCCAUGUCGCGAUCCUCGUCGGCCUCGAGUUGGAGGUGGGGCGGCCGCUAG
Anthostomella pinea is the source of this 249-nucleotide messenger RNA. NCBI's taxonomy places the organism in Eukaryota, Fungi, Ascomycota, Sordariomycetes, Xylariales, Xylariaceae. The record is from the annotation of a GenBank genome assembly.